UAUGAAUAAGAGGAUUAAAGAAUUGAGGAGUAGAAAGGUGGUGGUCCCCUCCGACCACCGUUGUCACAUUUUCCACUGCUGAUGUCCCUUAGAACAUGGAGCAAAUUAUGCCAUUCUCUCUCUCUCUCUCUAAACUCUAAAGCGCAGCACCAUAAUAAAAAGGCCUCAUUGAACGAACAACAGACACUUCCUACUUGUUGAAGCAACACAAAAAUCAUGAAGUAAACAAACCAAACAUAACAAACAAAACCCUUCACCCUACUCAGAUGGAGAUAGAAUCAGUGAAAUGCGAGUGUUGUGGGUUGAAAGAGGAUUGCACGCAAGACUACAUCACCCAAGUCAAGUCCAAGUUCGACGGCAAAUGGCUCUGCGGCUUGUGCUCAGAAGCAGUCAGAGACGAAGUCAGCAGAGGCAUCGAUGAAGCUGUCAAAGCUCACAUGUCAUUCUGCCGCAAGUUCAAGUCCAACCCUGCCGUUAGAGUCGCCGACGGCAUGCGGCAGAUGCUCAGGAGAAGGUCCGGCGACUUGUCUACUUCUCCGGCAUCCUCCGCCAAGAAGUAUUCCAUUUCCAGGUCAACCUCCACUUCUCAAGUCGGUGAUUCUUCCACCUUCUCACUCUACUAAACAAACAGAGCACUCUGCAUCUGCAUGCACGCACGACAACAAAACAGAGCAUGCUCUGUUUUCUUCUUUUUGUUGGAGUAAUAAUAAUUCAUAUUUAGAUUUUAGCAUUUUCUGAUUUUCAUGUACAGUGGCUGUUAUUUCAGAUCAUAGUUUGGUAUUAAUUAUAUUCCGCUAAUCCUUCUAUGUCAUCGAUCUCUUUAAUUUGUUUUUGUGUUGAUGGAAACGUACAACACCUGGGAACAAGUGAAGAAGAAGAAGAACAAUUUUGAUGCUUCUCGGUCCAAUCAGUUUUUUCUUUUUUUGUGUCAUAUAUUAAUUAAGAAGCUGAUUUGGGUGAUUAAAAAACAAGGUAUUGUGUCUCUGAUGAA
This is a messenger RNA of Arachis ipaensis, 991 nucleotides long. RefSeq lists its product as uncharacterized. NCBI's taxonomy places the organism in Eukaryota, Viridiplantae, Streptophyta, Magnoliopsida, Fabales, Fabaceae. The record is from RefSeq and is a predicted model, not a curated record.